Darwinula stevensoni is the source of this 396-nucleotide messenger RNA. The record is from the annotation of a GenBank genome assembly. NCBI's taxonomy places the organism in Eukaryota, Metazoa, Arthropoda, Ostracoda, Podocopida, Darwinulidae.
CGAAUUGAAAUCGGAGUCGAGAGGCAUGUGUACCCUGAAUGCCGACUGUCAGAGAAGGGAAUCGAAUACGUGGGAAGCAAGAACGAGACCGAGAAUGGAAAAUCUUGCCAACGAUGGGACGUAGAUGCCCCACGACUUCGAGAAUUGACUUACCCCUAUCAGUUUUCAUUCUACGACCUCACCAGGUCCAUAUCUCCAGAGAAUCACUGCCGGAACACUGGGCAAUUGGACCGGCCGUGGUGUAUGAUAUCUGAUCUCAAUACGGUGUGGGAGUACUGUGACAUUCCCGUUUGCGAAAAUCAAGAUCCGCCGGAAUGCAAGUUGAGUCCAUCUGGAAACGAGUAUGUGGGGAAGCUGAACGUGACGAUAUCUGGGUAUCCCUGCAAACCUUGGUUG